AUGUUGAAUCCGCACGCAUUGGCGAUUAAUCUCCUGCUGCUGCUCUGUGGCCAGAGAACAUGGGCCACAUCCCUCAAGGACCGGAUUGUGGGUGGAGUAGAGAUCCCCAUUCAGAUGACACCCUGGCUGGCCUCUCUCUCUGUCCAGGGCAACCAUAGCUGUGGCUCGGCAUUGAUCACGCCGCGGUGGCUCGUGACAGCGGCCCACUGUGUCCCCUAUCCGGAGAGGUACUCUGUACGUGCCGGAUCCUCGUCCGUUCGAGAGGGUGGCCAGCAACGAGCUGUGGUUAGGAUCCUCGUGCAUCCAGGCUUCAAUUCGCGCACACUGGUUCAUGACAUCGCCCUCCUUCAGACCCGUGAGCCCUUCAAACUGGGGGGCAAUGUGCAAUUGAUAAAACUCCCCCUGCCCGCCCUCAGUGCUCUGCCCAAGACCCUGCUGGUCGCCGGCUGGGGAACAGUCCACGCGAAAGCGAACGCCACGGAGACCAGGCUGCGGGGGACCCUAGUGCAGACCAUCGACCAGCGUCGAUGCCGACGCCUCUAUGGAGUAUGGAGACGCCCUAUCACAGAUAACAUGCUCUGCGCGGCAGCAGCUGGAAGGGAUCACUGCUAUGGCGACUCGGGCUCUCCCCUGGUACAUCAGGGCAGCAGCUACGGCAUUGUGUCCUUCGCCUACGGCUGCGCGGAUCCACGUUUCCCCGGGGUCUACACCAGAUUGGCCAACUAUGUGUCCUGGAUAUUCGGUGUGCUAAAAAGUGAAGCCAAUUAA
This is a messenger RNA of Drosophila miranda, 768 nucleotides long. Its product is annotated as trypsin. NCBI's taxonomy places the organism in Eukaryota, Metazoa, Arthropoda, Insecta, Diptera, Drosophilidae. The record is from RefSeq and is a predicted model, not a curated record. Bases 1 to 768 code for a protein of 255 amino acids. Gene Ontology annotation, molecular function: serine-type endopeptidase activity. Gene Ontology annotation, biological process: proteolysis. The transcript has a single exon.